Molecule: messenger RNA, 1263 nt
Organism: Rhipicephalus microplus (southern cattle tick)
Lineage: Eukaryota; Metazoa; Arthropoda; Arachnida; Ixodida; Ixodidae
Product: beta-1,3-galactosyltransferase 5
Biological process (GO): protein O-linked glycosylation
Cellular component (GO): Golgi membrane
Molecular function (GO): hexosyltransferase activity
Source: RefSeq, a predicted model, not a curated record
UUGUGGACACGUCGUGACUUCGUGAAAAGCUACAGAUACUGCACUUCGAUCUCGUCUAGUGCCAGAGCCGUUCUACAGAUGGUAGAGAGCGGCACAUUUUCCAAUCUUUGGAGAAGCGCUUACCGGAAAAAAAAGUACCUCAGACUACUUAUUAUUGUGGAUGCCCUCAUUAUAGCGGUGCUACUCAUUGACCAUCGUACAUUUAAUUUAAGGACUCUUAGACAAACUCCUACAAUGAAAAACGCAACAAGCUACAGCCAACAAACUGCGGCGCCAAGAUCGAUAUAUGGUUGGAAGAUAUUAACAGCGUGCAAUAAGUCUUCUCUCAGAAUACUCUUCAUCGUAUAUACCACUCCAACUGACAUACAAAAGCGGCGGUGGCUGAGAAAGACCAUUGGCGAUCCUUAUCUUCAGUCUUCUGUGAAUUCCAGCAUUCUUUUCUUCGUUGGAAGUUCUACCGAUGCACGGCAACAACGGGUGCUCGAAAGUGAAGCCGUUAGAGAAGGCGACAUUGUUGUGCUCAACAUCACGGAGGACCGCCACAACCUCUCCCUUAAAUUUCUGCUCGGUGCAAGAUGGAUUCUCGAAUACUGUUCUCCCGACUCUGCGACUAUUGUCAAGAUAGACGCAGACAUAUUGGUCAACGUCUAUGCUUUGUCAUCAUACGUGAACAGCAAUGUAAUGUGGCUCACGGGCAUCCAUUGUGUUGUUUACAAAAACAUUGCUCCAGUGCGAAAGAGAACUAGUGAGUGGUACGUAAGUAAAGACGACUACACAUUAGAAGUGUACCCUAACUAUUGUGCUGGAGACGCAUACUUUAUGAAGCCGGCUCUGCUAUCUGCCAUCGUCGAUGCUGCGGUUCUUGUCCCGUACUUCUGGAUCGAGGACGUUUAUGUGACCGGCAUCGUGGGAGAUUUCGCCAAUGUAAACUUGGUGGAUAUAUCCGGACACGUUAUACUGAGUAAACCGAGAAACCUGUUGAGAGUAAGUGCUACGACAUUGUUCGUGAACACGCGCUUGGCCAGAUUAUCGGAUAACAGAAAAAGUUCCUUGUGGAAAGAUAUUUUGCAGCGAAAUAAGUCAAUGCAACGAGAAUACCGCAAGAACGUUGAAGUGUACUAUCGCAGUGUUGGUUAGAACAUGUGGCCGAAAUAUACCAUUUAGUGUAGCAACACAACAAGCAGUCAUGAAUCCACGUAUUUUUGAAUGUGCAAAUACUGCAGAGAGAAUCGCCCUUGUUUAAAGUACUGCAAUAUUUGAAAA